AUGGAACAACAAAAGGUCCCCGCAAAUAGUACUCUUAAAACCAAUCUGACCCAGUUCGCCCAUCGUCGCAAUAGUGAAGGGCCUUAUGCUGACAACUUGGACGUGGAUGUCUUGAUUGUUGGAGCCGGCUUUGGUGGCACGUACCUACUGUACGAACUUCGUAAAGCCGGUUACAAAACUGUGGUGUACGAUGCUGGUACAUCAUUCGGAGGAACUUGGAGAUGGAAUAUCUAUCCUGGGGCGAGGGUAGACAGUGAAGUUCCCAUAUACGAACUUCCUAUUCCCGAGGUCUACAAGGACUGGCACUGGAGCACCAACUAUCCAGACUGGAAAGAACUACAAGCAUAUUUUGCCCAUGCUGAUAAGGUGCUGGACCUCUCUAAAGAUGUGUCUUUCCAGACUGUGGUCGUUGGAGCAACAUUUGACAUUGAGUCGGGAAGGUGGACUGUCAGUACAUCUGAUGGCCGGAAGGCAAAAGCUCGGUUUCUCAUUGCCGCUACCGGUUUCGCAGCCAAGCGCUAUGUGCCUCCAUUCAAAGGCAUUGAGAAUUAUAAGGGUAUCAUCCAUCACACCUCUUUCUGGCCCAACGAAGGAGUCGAUGUUAAGGACAAAAAGGUCGCAGUCAUUGGAUCUGGAGCAUCGGGUGUUCAGGUCGCCCAGGAAUGGGGCCCGGAAGUGAAGGAAAUGUAUUCUUUCCAAAGAACUCCGAAUCUCGCAAUUCCGAUGGGAAAGAGAUCCCUGACAAAGGAAGAACAGGAUUCUUUGAAAUCAAUUUAUCCGACCAUCCAUGAGUUCCGAGACCGUUGUUUUGCGGGGUUUCACUAUGACCUUUGCGAGCGCAAUACGUUUGAUGAUACUCCCGAGGAGCGAGAGGCCUUCUACGAAGAUCUGUGGCAAGUUGGAGGGUUCCAUCUGUGGCUUGCCAAUUACAAGGACUACCUCUUUGACGAGAAGGCCAACCGAGAGACCUAUAACUUCUGGCUUAAGAAACAACGAGCGCGUGUGACCGACCCGAUCAAGAGAGAUCUACUUUGUCCACUUGAACCUCCUCAUCCGUGGGGUGUCAAACGCCCCUGUCUAGAACAGAACUACUUCGAGGUUUUAGACCAGAAGAACGUCACGAUUGUCGACAUUAGUGAUGCUUCGGGCAAUGAGAUCGUGGAAUUUACCGAGAAGGGGAUUAAAACCACGGAUGGCAAAGAGUAUGAGGUUGAUGUUGUGGCGCUGGCCACAGGAUUCGACGUCGUGACUGGAGGUCUCACUCAAAUGGGCUUAAAAUCCAUCAAUGAUACAUACCUUGACGAUGAGUGGAAGAACGGCAUCAACACAUACCUUGGUGUUACCAUCGCAGGUUAUCCCAACUUGUUCCAUGUCUACGCAGCUCAUGCUCCAACGCUUCUUUGCAAUGGGCCUUCGUGCGUCGAAGUUCAAGGUCGAUGGAUACGUGAUGCUAUCAAUAUGAUCACGCGACAGGGCAUCAAAUUCGUCAAUCCCACCGACACAGCGAGCGAGCAGUGGAAGGCAAGGAUCGCAGGUUUGGCUGAACAAACGCUCUUUCCCAAAGCCAAACGCAGUACGUACAUGGGAGGUAGUAUCCCUGGGAAGGCUCGAGAAUUCGUGUGUUAUCCGGCAGGAUUGGGCACCUAUGGGGCGGAGAUCAGGGGCUACCUGACGGGAUUUAAGGGAUUCGAGGUUGUCAGACCUUGA
Molecule: messenger RNA, 1707 nt
Organism: Exophiala bonariae
Lineage: Eukaryota; Fungi; Ascomycota; Eurotiomycetes; Chaetothyriales; Herpotrichiellaceae
Exons: 3
Coding region: 1-1707 (568 amino acids)
Molecular function (GO): oxidoreductase activity
Source: RefSeq, a predicted model, not a curated record